This is a messenger RNA of Medicago truncatula (barrel medic), 847 nucleotides long. RefSeq lists its product as uncharacterized. Lineage: Eukaryota; Viridiplantae; Streptophyta; Magnoliopsida; Fabales; Fabaceae. The coding region runs from base 94 to 561 and encodes 155 amino acids. The record is from RefSeq and is a predicted model, not a curated record. The transcript has a single exon.
CCAUAACUCAUUAUUUUUAAGUAUAGUAACAAAAAAAAUAAAAAAGAAUCGAUUAAGGCUCUCAAAGAGUCAUAGCUUGUGUGUCUCAUCAACAUGGAGAAACUAUCAAAAAUGAAAAACAAGUUUUUCAAGUUUCUACCAAAACGACCUGUAGCUUCGGUUUCUAGUUAUCAAAACCCAACAUUGAGUCCUAACGCAAGUGUUACAACUGCAAGAAAGGUUUCAAUAAUUCCAAAAGAAGCGCGAAGAAAGCAUAGAAGUAUAAGCUUUAGCGCGCGAGAACCAUCCUCUCCUAAGGUUUCUUGCAUGGGUCAAGUGAAGUCUAAGAAGAAGAAAAGAAAGGCCAAAAGGAUUCAUCAAUCUUCAACAAAAAAUAAUGAUUCUGUUACUAGUCAUGAAAAUAAGAAGAUUCUGUUACAAAGUGAGAAAGCUUUGGUCGUGGAAGAGAACCAAGAGUUUGCACCCUCUAUGUUGAUAGUACCGUCAUUGGGUACGAUGAAAAAAUUUGAAAGUGGUAGAGGUUCAUUGUCUGAUUUUGAUGCUACACUUGCAGAGAGGUGAUGUUACAUUCUUAGUAGUUAGUAGCUUAGUUGAAAAAUUAAUCUGGUGAUACAGAUUGUGUGGAAAAAGAAUGUUAGCACAAGUUAUUGUUGUGAUAUCUAUUUAUGAUGGCUGUUUUGUAAAGUUUAUAUCGGAGAAAACUAAAAUAUGUUUAAGUUAUUUUCUUAGCAAGAUGAAGAGUGUGAUUUAGUUAGUAUGGAGUAAUAAAUAAACAACUAGGUUCUUCUGCUUUAUGUAGCUUGAGAAAAAAUUAGUGAUCAAUAAGCAAUGGUUUUCCUCCUGUAAA